Mytilus trossulus (common blue mussel) is the source of this 1843-nucleotide messenger RNA. RefSeq names its product bone morphogenetic protein 7-like. Gene Ontology annotation, cellular component: extracellular region. Gene Ontology annotation, molecular function: cytokine activity; growth factor activity. The coding region runs from base 256 to 1548 and encodes 430 amino acids. The transcript has 6 exons. The record is from RefSeq and is a predicted model, not a curated record. NCBI's taxonomy places the organism in Eukaryota, Metazoa, Mollusca, Bivalvia, Mytilida, Mytilidae.
CUCACCUGUUUAUAUGUGUGUAACCUAUGUGCAGACAGGGGAACCACUCUACAAAGAAAACGUAAUUAACGCGGUAAAAAUAGAUUUCAUUUGGGUAGCGAGAGAAAAAUAGAGAGAAUAUAGUUUUAAUAUUUCUCCUCACGAUCUGAUAAUUAAUGGAUACAUAUGGAGAUUAUAGUUAAAAUGUGUUCUUAAAUCAACGUGUUUACCUGACUAAGUCCAAAAGAAUGUAUAUGUUUGUAAAUAAUGGAGUGAAUGUCUGUACAGGUAAAUAGGUACACAUUUAACAUGGUGGUGAACUUUAUACACAUUUCUAUAGUUGUUGUACUUUUAAUAUGCUGUGUGGACGAUAUAGUGUGCUGGUCUUCAGGAUAUUAUAUAGACAAUGGUGUGGACCAGACGGAAAAAUUACUUGAAAUCAACCCGAGGAGUAAGCGAGAGCUCCAACAAGAAAUUUUGACUCUGCUUGGACUUCACCAUAGACCAAAGCCAAAGGUCCAUACUAAUGAUUACUCGGCACCUCGUUUUAUGUUGGAUUUAUACAAUACUAUUGCGGGUGCGGAUGGAAUUUUAUUAGAUGACACGCCAUCAUUCCGAAUAGCAGGGAAUAUAUCUAUUGGGGAUAUUAUUGAACCGAUACAAGGUGCAGACGUUAUCAUGAGUUUUGUUAAUCGUGCCAAAAAAGUUCCACAUUUACGCCACGAAAAAGAUCGGACGUUUUUCUUUGAUUUUAGUGAAGUGACAGUUGAGGAAAAAGUAGUUAAAGCUGAACUUAGGCUUUUUAAAGAUAAAGCUAAAAAGUGGAAAAGUAAUGAUUUUCAGAUUCAGAUAUACAUGAUAAAACAAGGACCGGAUCCCGAGGAUAAAUAUUUAGAAUCAGUUGGAAACGUGACAACACAAGCAGAUCAUGUAGGUUGGUUGACCCUUGAUUUGACCAAAGCGGCUGAACUGUGGACACGAUAUCCGACAGCUAAUCUUGGUCUUUACAUGAAAAUCAAAUUCAUUAGAAAAGGUUCAGAAGUAGAUCCGGACAAAUUUGGAAUCGUUGGGCAUAGAGGUGCGAAAAAUAGGCAACCAUUUUUAACGGGAUUUUUCAAAGCAUCUCAAAAAGUGAACCUUAGAAAAACACGUGCAGCUGAACGAUAUAAGCGACAAGCUAUGCAAGAUAUGAGUGCAGAUGAACCCGAAACACCUGCAUACAGAUACGCAAGAUAUCCAAGACGGAUACGGAGGUGGCCCUGUCAAAGGAAACAGAUGUUUGUAAAGUUUAAAGAUUUAGGGUGGCAGAGUUGGAUAAUUGCACCAGAUGGGUUCCAAGCUUUUUACUGUGAAGGUGAAUGUCAGUUCCCUUUGGCAGCACACAUGAACGCCACUAACCAUGCUAUAGUACAGACACUAGUUCAUUUAAUGAACCCCAAACAGGCACCCAGUCCGGGUUGUGCUCCUACUAAAUUAGGAGCACAGUCUGUUUUGUACUUUGAUGACAAUUUGAAUGUAGUUUUACAGAAGUUUCCAAUGAUGAUCGUCAAAUCAUGUGGUUGCCAUUAGAUAAUCGUUAAGUCAUGUGGUUGCCAUGAAAUGAUCGUCAAAAUGUGGUUGCCAUUAAAUGAUUGUUUAGUCAUGUGGUUGCCAUUAAAUGAUCGCCAAGAUGUGGUUGCCAUUAAAUGAUUGUUUAGUCAUGUGGUUGCCAUUAAGUGAUCGUCAAGUCAUGUGACUGCCAUUAAGCGUCUUGUGUUCUUUAAAAGUCAAGUACCUCCGAGAUGUGAUCUGCAAAUCAAAAUGACAUUAUUUUAUUUCCGUAUUUGUCUUCCAUAAAGGUGCAUAUACCUGAUUCGAACAAACG